Molecule: messenger RNA, 1464 nt
Organism: Notolabrus celidotus (New Zealand spotty)
Lineage: Eukaryota; Metazoa; Chordata; Actinopteri; Labriformes; Labridae
Gene: anxa4
Product: annexin A4
Exons: 13
Coding region: 311-1273 (320 amino acids)
Biological process (GO): negative regulation of coagulation
Cellular component (GO): cytoplasm
Molecular function (GO): calcium ion binding; calcium-dependent phospholipid binding
Source: RefSeq, a predicted model, not a curated record
UAGGCCUAUAUGACGGGAGGUUUCUCUGUAGUUCCAAUCAGUUCCCACACUCCUUGAAUGCAGCAUCUGACGCGUGCACGUUACAGCGCGCACGCCAAGGGAGGACCAGGGGAGGACCAGGGGAGGACCCAGUCUAUGGGAGGACCCUGAUCCAAAUUUGCAUCACGGAGGGUGGGACGUCUGGGCAGCUGGUAGUUAUAAACUGUAUUUCCCUGGUCCUGUGACGCCUCCACCUCUUGUCGAGCUUCAAACCGUCUUCAGCACAGUUUCUUGACCUCUCAAGAUCCACACUCACCCACUCUACUCUACAAUGGCAGCGAUUGGAAACAGAGGAACAUUAACUGAGGCAGCUGGUUUCGACCCGGAGGCAGAUGCCCAGCGGCUCAGAGGAGCCAUGAAGGGAGCUGGCACUGAUGAGGCAGCUGUCACUGAGGUCCUAGCUCACCGAACUAAUGCCCAGAGGCAGCGCAUCAAAGAGGCCUUCAAGCAAGCUGUGGGGAAGGACCUGGCUGAUGAGCUGUCCUCGGAGCUGAGUGGGAACUUCAGGAGCGUUGUUCUCGGUCUGCUGAUGCUGGCACCGGUGUAUGAUGCCUACGAGCUGAGGCAGGCCAUGAAGGGCGCUGGGACAGAGGAGGCCGCUCUCAUUGAUAUUCUCGCUUCAAGGACGAACGCUGAAAUGAAAACCAUCACUGCUUUCUACAAGAAAGAGCAUGGGAAAAGCUUGGAGGACGCUGUGUGUGGGGACACAUCUGGCAUGUUUCAGAGGGUUUUGGUCUCAUUACUCACGGCUGGGAGGGAUGAAAGUGACAAAGUGGAUGAGGCCCAGGCUGUCCUAGAUGCCAAGGAAAUCUAUGAGGCUGGUGAGGCUCGGUGGGGCACGGAUGAGGUGAAAUUCCUCACGGUGCUUUGUGUGAGGAACCAGAAACAUCUUCUGCGAGUGUUCGAGGAGUAUCAGAAGGUCUCUGGGAGAGACAUCGAGGACAGCAUUAAGAGGGAGAUGUCUGGCUGUCUUGAGGAUGUCUUUCUGGCCAUAGUGAAAUGCAUAAAGAACAAGCCUGCGUUUUUUGCCGAGAGGUUAUACAAAUCAAUGAAGGGGCUUGGCACCACAGAUAGUGUCCUCAUCAGAAUAAUGGUGGCCAGGGCGGAGAUUGACAUGUUGGACAUCAAAGCGCAGUUCCUGAAGAUGUAUGGCAAGACUCUCCACUCCUUCAUCAAGGGAGACACGUCUGGAGACUACCGCAAAAUCCUGCUUGAUCUGUGUGGAGGCGAGUAGAGAAUCCUCAGCUGCAUACAGCUCCGCCUUUACUCUGGAGAUGAUGAUAGCAGCUUUAUUUCUCUGUUGAAUAAUUCCUGUAUCUUUACUUGUCUUCUUCUUUGGCCUCCACAUUUCAUGGAUUGACCGCAGUGCCUUGUUUUAUUGUUUGUACUGUAAUACAAAUUAAACCAAAGACCAGUGACCUUUUA